UUUCCCCGCCUCGUUGUUUUCUUUCGACACCCCUCUCUCUGCUGAGUUUCGAAUUUCCGUUGUCUUCUCCGAUUUUCCGGGAAGAAUCUGCGUUUUUUUGUUGGGAUCUUCAUACUCAAAUCGUUAAUUCGGCUAUUUCCGGGGUUUAGAGUACUUCCGGCUUCAAACGGCCAGUCGACUGAACAAAUGAGCGAAUUUAGGAGUUCUGGCAGCAACUAUUUCCCAUGUAGUCAAUCUAGAAAGAUGUCUAUCGGAGUGUUGGUGGGUUCACCGCCCGAGAGGAAUCUCGAGCCAAAUAAGGGUGAUGGAAAUGCUCUGCCUAGGGUAGAAAAGUUGAACUCAGCUACGGCAGCAGACUUGGAGAUGAACAAGAAAGAUAAAAAUAACUCAGCUGUGAAUCACGUGAAUCCAGCUCAGGCUCCAGAUCAUCUGACCUCACCUUGGAGGUCUCCUAGAACCUCUUAUAAAAAAUUGGGAACUCUAGAGAAUGUUCUUUCAAAGCAAACUUCUAAUUUGUCUUACAGCAAAGGAACAUGGAAGGGACUUAAUGAAGUAAAUCAGGCACCAGCUGCAUACUCAGUUCAGAGGCAUCCAGUCGCAACUUUUCAGUCCAACGAUUGUAAGUCAAACCGUUAUGUGAGGAAGAAAGGAAAUGGUGGACUAUCAGAGAGGAUGGAGGAGUCUACACCUGUAGUCUCACAGGAAAAGGUUACAUCAGAGGGGAUGGCCAUGGAUAAACCAGACAAUGCUGAAAAUGGAAGCACUGAUGCUUUGAGAACAAAGCUGUGGGAGAUACUUGGAAAAGGUUCAUCACCAAAAAAACAACAUUCCAAUUCUGAGGUCCCAGAAGUGGUAGAUAACAACUCAGAUUUACGACAGGACAAGGAUCCAAAUGGUGAUCCACUUGUCAAGCCUAGGCACAAUUCAGAUCCUAUUGAAACUGAUUCUGAAAGCCCUGUAAAUGCGACCCAGAGACCAGUAACUAGAUCUUUGUUGCUGAAGAGAGUUUCAGGUAAAGAAACUCAGAAGAAACCCAAAGCUGGAGCAAACUUAGGUCGCAAAAAGAUAGAACAAGAAAAUAAUAUAUUCUCUUUUGAGGAAGGGUUGCUGGGGAAAAUUGAUCCUGCAAUGAAUGUCAGCUCCAUGCCAAAGAAACAAAAGACAGGGAGAAGAACUGUUAACCAAUGCCGAAAGGCUCACUCUCUUGAAAAGGUUGAUGCUGAAGGGAUUCUGAGAGAAAAGGAUAAGCAUGAAAUUCUACCUUCUGAGAAUGUGAGAGCUGAUAAAACGUCUUCAUUGUCUAAUACAAAAGGCCGUUUUGGUGGUUUUGCUUACAAGGACAAAGCUCCUUUACAGAAACUGCAGAGUGACAUCAGGGAAGAAGAUUUUCAUCAACCACAAGCCAAGGAAACAUCAACAAAACCAGGAAUUUUGCGUGGAACAUCAGAAAGCCGGGGUAAACAUGAAGGGCUGAGUAAUCCAUUCAAGGAAAAUCCUGUCGAGCCACUAGAUGAUUUCCAUAGUCCGACGCUAGGGUAUCCAACCCCCAUCUGUAGUCCCUCUCCUUGCUUUUCUCCUGCAGUAACUCCAUCACAUCUUUCGGAUAACAGUCCCAUGCUAGAAGAGACAGAAACACCUAUAUUUAGCUUUGGAACCAAGAAAAAUUCCCAGACAGCAUGCCAAGCAACAAAUACAGAACAGGAAUCAUCUGAUUUCUUAGAGAAGAGCAGAGAUUAUCGUUAUAGGAGAGAUAGCUCGGCUGAGCCAAUUGAAGAUUCGGUAGGCCUGUCAGAGUCUUCAUCAGAUGAGAGAGAUUCAAAUGGAUCAGAAGAAGAUUCACAUGCAAUGAGACAUUACCACUAUUCUGGAGAAGAAGAAAGACGAAACUCUCUGCAUGGUUGUCGUAGGAAAUCUUUGUUUGUAUUGCACUCUGCUCAAAGAAACUCCAAUCCUGCAGGGACUAGGCUAGAUGAGCCAAGUCCUACUUUGUCUUCCCCAAAAGGGAUCCAUGAAACUGAUUGCUUCCCGGGGUCCUCAGAGUUGAAUGGAGAUGAUGGGUUGGGAAGGGCUAUUACACUCUUUGCGUUGGCUCUUCAAAACUUCGAGAAAAAGCUGAAAUCUGCAGCUAGAAAAAGGUCCUCAGAAAUUAUAGCAUCAGUCUCCGAGGAAAUAAAUCUACAGAUGGGGAGUGUCCAGUCCCAUAUCCUUACAGAUGUGAGAAAGCUGAGUAACCUAACAAAAACAAAGAGGAAGCACGCUGAGACAAGAGUCCAAGAGAAACAAGAAAAACUGAGGAUGAUACGGGAGAAAUUGAAGGACGAGAUAAGUCAUAAUCUUGAAGAUUUCAAAAGUAGUAUUGAAGAGCUUGAGGCAAACCAGACAGAGUUGAAAGGAACUAUAAAGAGGCAAAAAGCAUCGCAUCAGAAACUUAUCACCCAGUUGGAAGGAGAAGUUGAGGCGCAACUCGUCAAUGCAACGAGAAGAAUCAGUGCUGUUAACGAGUCAGCAAGAGCAAAGAUGGUCCAGCUGAAGAAAAUUGUGGCAGAAUGCUUCAAGGAUGAAAUGGUAUAUGGUAAGAGUGAGUGACAUGUGUUAUUAUCCUCUCCGGACAAGACAGACAGCAUCAGAGCCGUUUCUGCGACCAAUUACUUGGGUAAGUCCUUCUCUUUACUUACUUGGUCAUGAGAUUUAUAUCUCUCUCUCUGACUCUUGCUUCUACAAACUAUCGUUUUCUUGCUGGGUCUUAACCUUUUUAUGUUCUUAGGUUUGGUUUAAGUGAGUGAGUGAGUAGUUUGUUAUGAACUUUAGACCAGAGGAAUUUUGUGUAGCCGUUUGUUAUAACAUUUCUCCAAACUUCACGCCAAGUGCACAGUGUCGGUCCUGAUGUUUAGAAUCAAAAAUCAAAUGCGCAAAAAAGGACAACAGAGUGGGGGACAAGAAUAGACAACGGGAAGGGGAGAGGAGGUUGUUGGAUCACGCGGAAUCACGUGAACCGCACGCUCCCUCGUACCCCACCUCCUCUGUCUUUCCUCUUUUUUUUUUCCCUUGUUCUUUGUUUGUAUGCAUGUAUGUAUGAAAAAACAGGAAGGCAUGUAUAGGAAAGGCCAGGUGUUCGGAUGGGAGUCGAAUGUCGGGGCCCGGGAACGUUUCUUGAUUGUGGGGACCUUUCACUUGGGUCCGUUUAUCACUCAUUUCUUUGAUCCCCUUCUCUCCGAAUAAUAUUCCUUUCCAUCUCUCAGUUUACAUAAUUUUGGUUUAUUCCCUCCAGUUUUAAUUUUAACUAGUCAUCUUACAAAAAAUGAUUUUAUUGUCACUUUUUUGUAGACCUGCGCUUUUACAUGAUUUGAGUCGACGGUGUACCUUAGCCUGUAUUUCUUGAAUUUGUUCGUCAUAACCA
Messenger RNA from Tarenaya hassleriana, 3397 nucleotides. RefSeq lists its product as uncharacterized. Gene Ontology annotation, biological process: meiotic cell cycle. The record is from RefSeq and is a predicted model, not a curated record. NCBI's taxonomy places the organism in Eukaryota, Viridiplantae, Streptophyta, Magnoliopsida, Brassicales, Cleomaceae. The transcript is spliced from 10 exons. Bases 187 to 2586 code for a protein of 799 amino acids.